Molecule: messenger RNA, 1308 nt
Organism: Aspergillus aculeatinus CBS 121060
Lineage: Eukaryota; Fungi; Ascomycota; Eurotiomycetes; Eurotiales; Aspergillaceae
Product: NAD(P)-dependent oxidoreductase
Exons: 3
Coding region: 391-1308 (305 amino acids)
Molecular function (GO): NAD binding; oxidoreductase activity, acting on the CH-OH group of donors, NAD or NADP as acceptor; NADP binding
Source: RefSeq, a predicted model, not a curated record
AUGGUCAAGUCCUUCUGUCAGCAGCGACUUGUGUGGAGUAUUGGGCCGUCUAUGUUAGCUGUACUGAGAGAACUCCCCGACGACGCUACCUCAUAGUCGUGGACAUGUGGAGCUCCACUUGGCCAACACGCUUUGCCGCUUGAUACCCCGCUUUGGCUAUCUGCGCGGCCGCCUUCUAGCCAUGGUCCAUUUAAGACAACCGCAAGGGCUCGGUGCAUCUCCCGCAUAAUUUCCCAGAAGUUCUUUCGACCACUAAUUUCGAUUCGCAAUUCAACAAGAAUGAGUCAAUCAACCCCCCGAGUUGGCUGGGUAGGUUCAAAUAGCGGAUCCCACUUGUAUGCACGUGACUGACACCACCAUGAUUGAUGGCCGUAGUAUGGCCUCGGAUCCAUGGGUCUUGGCAUGUCAUUGAACCUCCAGAGAUACUUGCAUGCAAAAGAAUUGCCUCCGCUUCGAUACAGCAACAGGACCAUUGCCAAAGGAGAUGCUCUUCGUGAUGCAGGGGCUGUGCCUGAAGCAGAGUUCGGUGCACUAGUCCAGAAAUCAGAUGUUAUAUUCACAAUGAUCUCCACCGACGAUGUUUUGAAAGACCUCCUGGAAGCGGCUGCGGCCACCAGGAUCUCCCUCGAGGGUAAGAUCUUCGUUGACACGUCUACUAUUCACCCAGACACAUCCGAAUGGGCAGCGAGGCAUCUCAAGGGCCACGGUGCGACAUUCAUUGCAGCACCCGUGUUUGGCGCAAGCCCCAUAGCAGCUGCUGGAAAUCUCAUAUUCGCCGUGGCUGGUCCUACUGGAGCAGUCGAGCGAGUCCGACCUCUAAUCAUGGAUGUCAUGGGACGCAGCAUUAUUGAUAUGGGAGAAGAUGUGCGGAAAUCAAGCCUCCUCAAAAUCUCGGGGAACAUCCUCGUCAUCAGCUUCAUGGACGUCAUCGCUGAAGCACAGGUCUUUGCCGAGGUCGCAGGAGUGGGCACCCAGCAGAUGGAAGACUUUAUUGGCAACAUGUUUGGGCCGGUAUUAAAGAGUUACAGCAGACGCAUCACGAGUGGAGCCUAUGCACCUCCUUUAGACACAGCGCCUGGGUUCGCCGCCGCGCUCGCAUGUAAGGACAUGAAACAUGCUCUGUCUAUUGCCGACAGUUGUAAUGCCCGCCUAUGCACACUCGAAGCGGCGUCUAACCGGCUGAACACUGCACGCGAGUAUGCCGGCGAGAAUUUGGAUAGCUCGGCUAUCUACGGCACUGCGCGGCUAGAGGCGGGGCUGUCAUUCUGGAGUGCGAAUAGUCGGCAGGGAAACGAAUCUCUUCCCUAG